GCAAUGGGGGGGUUCCCUGGUGUUUUUGGGGUCCCCCCCAUCCUCUGUGUUCCCCAGACACGCCACAGUGGCCCAAGGAGAAGGUGACACCGGUGAAGGUGGAGGAGGGGGACCCCGUGGUGCUGCCCUGCGACCCCCCCAAGAGCGCCGUGCCCCCCAAGAUCUACUGGCUCAACAGCCGGAUCGAGCACAUCCCGCAGGACGCGCGCGUGUCCGUGGGGCAGGACGGGUUCCUGUACUUCGCCAACGCGCAGGUCGGGGACAGCCACCCCGACUACAUCUGCCACGCCCACUACCUGGGACCCCGCACCAUCAUCCAGAAGGAGCCCCUCGACCUCCGCGUCGCCCCCAGAUAA
Myiozetetes cayanensis is the source of this 356-nucleotide messenger RNA. RefSeq names its product neuronal-glial cell adhesion molecule-like. The record is from RefSeq and is a predicted model, not a curated record. The annotation marks the transcript as partial. NCBI's taxonomy places the organism in Eukaryota, Metazoa, Chordata, Aves, Passeriformes, Tyrannidae. The transcript has 3 exons.